AUGGACUGGAGCUUCUUCAGAACAGCUGCUGUGUUGUUCAUUUUUCUGGUGGUGGUGGAAGUUAACACUGAAUUCCGAAUCCAGGUAAGAGAUUAUAACGUGAAGAAUGGCACCGUGAAGUGGCACUCCAUCAGGAGGCAAAAGCGUGAAUGGAUCAAGUUCGCUGCCGCCUGUCGUGAGGGUGAGGACAACUCAAAGAGGAACCCAAUUGCCAAAAUUCACUCAGAUUGUGCUGCAAACCAGCAAGUUACAUAUCGCAUCUCUGGAGUAGGAAUCGAUCGACCACCUUACGGAAUCUUUGUUAUUAAUCAAAAAACUGGUGAAAUUAAUAUAACAUCCAUAGUUGAUCGGGAGGUCACCCCUUAUUUCAUUAUCUACUGCCAGGCUCUGAAUUCACUGGGCCAAGAUUUAGAGAGGCCUCUAGAGCUCCGAGUCAGGGUUUUGGAUAUAAAUGACAACCCUCCAGUAUUUUCGAUGUCUACAUUUAUAGGACAAAUAGAAGAAAAUUCCAAUGCAAAUACACUGGUGAUGAGACUCAAUGCCACUGAUGCAGAUGAACCAAAUAAUUUGAACUCAAAAAUAGCCUUCAAGAUCAUAAGACAGGAACCUUCAGAUUCACCAAUGUUUAUUAUCAACAGAAAUACUGGAGAAAUUCGAACAAUGAAUAAUUUUCUAGACAGAGAGCAAUACAGCCAGUACUCUCUUGCUGUAAGAGGCUCAGAUCGAGACGGUGGGGCAGACGGCUUGUCAGCGGAGUGUGAAUGCAACAUCAAAAUCCUCGAUGUCAAUGAUAACAUCCCAUACUUGGAUCUGACUAAGACUACUGUAAAAAUCCAAGAAAAUACUUUAGAUUCAAACUUGCUCGAACUUAGAGUAAUUGAUUUGGAUGAAGAGUUCUCAGCUAAUUGGAUGGGAGUGAUUUUCUUUAUCUCUGGAAACGAAGGAAAUUGGUUUGAUAUAGAAAUGAAUGAAAGAACAAAUGUGGGAAUUUUAAAGGUUAUUAAGCCCCUAGAUUAUGAAGCUAUGCAGAGCCUGCAACUUAGUAUUGGUGUUAGAAAUAAAGCCGAGUUUCAUCAAUCAAUUAUGUCUCAAUAUAAACUCACAGCAACUGCAAUCUCUGUGAUUGUGUCAAAUGUAAUUGAAGGCUCGGUGUUUCGUCCCGGUUCAAAGACAUAUGUCGUAACUCCUAAUAUGGGAGUAAAUCAGAAAGUGGGAGAUUUCAUAGCUACUGACCUGGACACAAAUCAAGCUUCAACAACGGUUAGAUAUGUAAUGGGAAAUAAUCCAGUUGAUCUGCUGUCUAUUGACUCAAAAACAGGCAUAAUCACUUUGAGAAAUAAAAUUACCAUGGAACAAUGGAAGAUGCUUGGGGGAAAAUACCAAGGAACAAUUCUAUCUAUAGAUGAUGCUCUUCAAAGAACUUGCACUGGUACUAUUAAUAUUGAUCUUCAAGGCUGGGAAGACCGUGACACUAAUGUCAGUACAGGUACUAGUAGCACAGGUACCAUUGAUACCACUGGCAAUGGAAACAAUAUAAAUGGAGGUGGUGGUACCAGCUCAGACUACGAUACUUCAUCUGGUAGCAUUACUACCAACCCAGAAUACGUUACCCCAACACGUAGUGGUGACAGAGAAGAAACUGUAAACCAAGAAACCGGUUUGUCAGAUAAUGUACAUUUUGGUCCUGCUGGCAUUGGACUGCUCAUCAUGGGAUUCUUGGUCUUAGGAUUGGUCCCAUUUUUGUUGCUCUGUUGUGAUUGUGGAGGUGCCCCAGGUGUUGGAGCUGGCUUUGAGCCUGUUCCUGAAUGUUCAGAUGGAGCAAUUCAUUCAUGGGCAGUAGAAGGACCACAGCCUGAACCCAGGGGUUUGACUACUAUCCCUGUAACACAAAUACCACCUGAUAAUGCAAAUAUAAUUGAAUGCAUUGACAACUCAGGAGUUUACACAAAUGAGUAUUCUGGCAGAGAAAUGCAAGAUCUGGGAGGAGGAGAAAGAACAACAGGAUUCGAACUAACAGAUGGAGUUAAAAUGCCAGGAAUGCCUGAGAUAUGUCAAGAAUAUUCUGGAACAUUAAGAAGAAAUUCUAUGAGGGAAUGUAGAGAAGGAGGUCUGAAUAUGAAUUUCAUGGAAAGUUAUUUCUGUCAGAAAGCAUAUGCUUAUGCAGAUGAAGAUGAAGGACGCCCAUCCAAUGACUGUUUGCUCAUAUACGAUAUUGAAGGUGUAGGUUCCCCCGCUGGCUCCGUGGGUUGCUGUAGCUUCAUUGGAGAAGACUUGGAUGACAGCUUCUUGGAUACACUAGGGCCUAAAUUUAAGAAGUUGGCAGACAUCAGCCUGGGAAAAGACACUGAACCAUAUCCAGACCCUGAUCCUUCUUGGCCACCUCAGAGCACUGAACCAGUAUGCCUUCAUCAGGAAACAGAGGCCAUUGCUAGGGGACACCCACCAAUCUCCCCACGUUUUGGUACAACCACAGUAAUUUCUGAGAGUGCCCAUCCUUCGGGACCUGGUGUUCAGCAUCCUAUGCCUAUUCCUGAUCCUCUGGGCUACGGUAAUGUCACUGUGACCGAGUCUUACACUACCUCUGGCACCCUGAAGCCCUCUGUCCACGUUCACGAUAAUCGACAUGCAUCAAAUGUGGUGGUGACAGAGAGGGUGGUCGGCCCAAUCUCUGGCGCUGAUUUGCAUGGAAUGUUAGAGAUGCCUGACCUGAGAGAUGGAUCAAAUGUUAUAGUGACAGAAAGGGUAAUAGCACCAAGCUCAAGUCUACCCACCUCUCUGACUAUCCCUAAUCCUAGAGAGUCCUCAAAUGUGGUAGUGACAGAAAGAGUAAUCCAACCAGCUUCUGGCAUGAUAGGCAAUCUGAGCAUGCACCCCGAGUUAGCCAAUGCCCACAAUGUGAUCGUGACAGAGAGGGUAGUUUCUGGUGCUGGCGUAACUGGCACAGCUGGGAUCAGUGGAGGCGGUGGCAUAGGCAGCAUGGGGGCCGGGGCCGGGGCCCUGGGUGGAGCUGGAGCAAGUGGUGGUGGCAUCGGGCUGAGCAGCCUUGGUGGAGGUGGGGGCCUGAGCAGCAUGGGGGGGGCAGCCACCAUCGGCCACAUGAGGAGCUCCUCUGACCAUCACUUUAGCCAGACCCUUGGAGCCGCCUCCCCUAGCACAGCUCGAAGUCGAAUCACAAAGUACAGUACAGUGCAGUACACCAAGUAG
Messenger RNA from Lemur catta (Ring-tailed lemur), 3204 nucleotides. It is a transcript of the gene DSG1, whose product is annotated as desmoglein 1. Lineage: Eukaryota; Metazoa; Chordata; Mammalia; Primates; Lemuridae. Gene Ontology annotation, molecular function: calcium ion binding; gamma-catenin binding. Gene Ontology annotation, biological process: homophilic cell-cell adhesion. Bases 1 to 3204 code for a protein of 1067 amino acids. Gene Ontology annotation, cellular component: desmosome; plasma membrane. The record is from RefSeq and is a predicted model, not a curated record. The transcript is spliced from 15 exons.